Molecule: messenger RNA, 1755 nt
Organism: Saccharomyces paradoxus
Lineage: Eukaryota; Fungi; Ascomycota; Saccharomycetes; Saccharomycetales; Saccharomycetaceae
Gene: IRC10
Product: Irc10p
Exons: 1
Coding region: 1-1755 (584 amino acids)
Source: RefSeq, a predicted model, not a curated record
AUGUUCAUUGAAUACUCUAGAUUACCAGGUUUCGAAAGUAUCAAUGUAUCAUUUUCUAAAGGCAUGCUGAGAUUGGCCAGAUUUACCAAUUUUGCUACUUAUGAACAAAAACUAGAAUACUUCAAACUUUUGGCGGGUCCGAACAAAUACAUCGAACGAAUUAGCGCUGGUGACUUUAAAGGACAUCCAGAUGAGAUAAGUUACAUUUACAUUAUACUAAUAUCUGUUCUCCAAAUAGAAGAGUGUAUGCCAGUACUUGUUCAGUGUCCAACUGUUUAUUGGAUACGAUUCGACUGGCCUGGAAAAUGUUCCGUAAACAAUUUGAAUUUUACGAAUGAAACGUUAAGAAGUGCUUUCGAUGCGGUUUUCACUCCGUAUUCUGCAAUAAUGAAAAAGGUUCUUGGAAGAAUUAAAAACAACAUGUUACUAUUUGCUGAGCCUCAGGCAAAUUUGAAUAAUUUAUUUGUCAAGCAUUUCCACGAUCUCAUAUAUAACAAUGUAAAGGAUGAAAAAAUUGGUGAGGCAAUUUUAUAUUUGAGAACUAAUGUUAAUAUUCCAAAUGUUUUUGUUAACAAUAGUAAGGCAGUUUUUCACGGUGACGGUAUGAAGAUUGGAAAAUUUACUGGCAAAUUUUUAAGUUUUACCUUCAAACGAACAAUAAGAUGGUCAAAAUUAAAUUCGGUGGAUUCAUUUACAGUCACAAGAGUAAAUUACAGAGUAUCUGUCAAUUGGGAAAAGACACCAAGAAAGGUCUUCCUUUCUCUUGACAGUGACACCAAGAACCUACGCUAUAUAUCGAAAACGAAACUGAACAAAAAAGGAAACAGUGCUAUCAUCCCAAAAACCACGAAAAGUUCAUGCACAAAUGAAAACCUUUGCGACAAUGAAGCAUAUUCCGUCGAAUUUCCAUUAACGACGUCAGCAAAGACAGAAUAUCUGCUUAAAAGUGAUUUUUUUCUACAGAAAAUUGAUAAAAAAAACAGCCCUACCCUUCAAGAACUUACGUUGAACGGCACAUACCGAUUACACCAAUCGGAUUUCUCCAAUGAACAAAACGUCACUCAGAGAAAAUAUGAAAUUUUCGGUGGAAUUGUUCCUACUAAUGCAGGCGACAAAUUGCUUACGUUUCCCAGACAAAAGGCAACUAGAGAUACCAGUCCCUCCUCAACCGAAUUGGCACAUACAGCAGUAGCUGCCAGCGAUGGAAGUGCCUUAAAAGGCGCUAAUAACCAAUCGAUAGCUAAAACGCAAUGCGUAAACCCUGGAAUUGGAAAGAUAAUCUCAAGAAAAACAGCAAAUUGGAUCUGCUCAAAUCCAGCCCCUGACCCGUAUGCGGAAACUUCAACGUGGUCCAGAGUUUUGGCCCCUAAUUUAAAAACCAUAUCGGAAUCAACACCUUAUUAUCCUAUCCAUAUAGCUUCACCCAAUUCUACCUUUAACCCAGAGCAAAGUACAAGAAGUAUUUUCAUAAGAAGCAGUUCCGAAUGUGUUCAAAAGCAAAGUAGCUUUUUCAGGAACUACGAACAUCUCAGGAAUAUAUUGUCGAGAAGAACUAGUAGGGUCAGAGCAUGUUGUUCUAGCCUGAAUGUUGGUAUGUGCAGGAACAAAGGAGAAAUUUUAUUGCAAAAACAGCUGACUUUACCGAACAAGACUAGAGAAAAAGUCAAACGAUUUAGGCAUUGUUUCCACAGAGCCGCAGAAGCGCUCAGAGCCGCCAAAAAAAACUGGGAUCAACACAACUCCAGUAUUUAUUAA